This is a messenger RNA of Sitophilus oryzae (rice weevil), 6890 nucleotides long. It is a transcript of the gene Ltn1, whose product is annotated as E3 ubiquitin-protein ligase listerin. The record is from RefSeq and is a predicted model, not a curated record. Gene Ontology annotation, cellular component: cytosol; RQC complex. Gene Ontology annotation, molecular function: ribosomal large subunit binding; ubiquitin protein ligase activity; zinc ion binding. The transcript has 17 exons. NCBI's taxonomy places the organism in Eukaryota, Metazoa, Arthropoda, Insecta, Coleoptera, Curculionidae. Gene Ontology annotation, biological process: ribosome-associated ubiquitin-dependent protein catabolic process; rescue of stalled cytosolic ribosome. Bases 162 to 5144 code for a protein of 1660 amino acids.
AAAUCAAGAAAAUACGUCAUUCACUAAAACGUCAAAUUUGCAUUGUUUAUAUUUUACAAGCUUUUAAAAUUUUAUGAUUUUUAUAUUUGAGCAAGACAUUUGGAAAUUUAUUUGUCUAGUGUACUUUAAAUAAAUAAAAGACAAGGCUUUAAUGUAUUAAAAUGGGUGGCAAGCAUAAGGAAGCCAGAAGAACUAAAAAUAAUACAAAGCCUUCAAGUAGUGGCAGAAGUGCAGCAGUUUUAAGUACUGCUUUCCCAAAAUUUGCGGGCUUAUUUGGUUCAGAUGCUUCCGAUCCACCCGAAAAAUCUGGAAAACCUGGCUAUACUAUUGAACGUUUGUCUGGGCUUGAAACAGAACUCACCGACGACUAUCAAUUGGUACUAAAAAAAAUUUCCAAAAAAGAUCCAACCACAAAACUUAAGGGUCUACAAGAGUUUGCGGAUUUAAUAAAAAAAUCAGAACUUGAUGCUGUCAAAAAUGCAUUAGUUGUUUGGCCAAGGUACUACAAUAUUCUUGCAACUGAUACAAAUAACAGGGUACGAGAAGCAACUCAUAAUGUUCACCGAGAAUUUGUGAUUAAAGUAAAAAGAGAUAUUGCACCCCAUUUAAAGAAACUUAUCGCUCCAUGGUUUACAUCGCAGUAUGACAAUUACCCACCAGCUGCAACUGCAGCAAGUGAAGCUUUUAAGGAGGCAUUUCCUCCUGCUAAGUUUCAAGAUGCCAUUGUAUUUUGCCAAGCAGAAAUCCUUACAUACAUUUACGAUAAUUUAUUAGUUCAAACUGUCAAGACGAUUGCUGCUCAAAAUUGUACAAAAGAAGAGGCGGAAGCAAAGUAUGUCAGGGUGUUGCUUUCCUGUCUGCAAGGGUACGCAUUAUAUUUACAGCAAGUACCCACAGAACAAAUCAAAGAAGCAGCUGAGGCUAACAGUAAAAUUGUGUCGCACAAAGGUUUUUGGAAGUUGAUUAAGAACGAGGUGCCUUUGGUACGGGCCGCAUGGUUCCAAGUACUUACUGUAUUAUGUCGGAAAGCGAUGUUUCUGCUGGAAAAUAGAGAGACACAGAUUUUGACUAUUGUUCUAAAUAAGUUAGAUGAUGGUGAACCCACUGUACUACCACAUGUUUGGGAGUGUGUUUUAGUGGCAGUAUCUUCAAUUCAGGAAUGGUGGAAUUAUGUUAAUUUUGAAAAGAUGUAUCUUCCAAAAUUGGUGAAUGUUUUAAAAUUGGGUGGCCAGGGCAAUGCAACCAUUAUUUACCCAAGUUUGUUGCCAUUAAUAUCUCAGCUUGAACCUAUUCAAGCGGGUCCGUUGAAGUUUUACACCAUUAUUUUUGAUAACAUGAGAUUAGGUUUUAAUGAGGACGUUGUCGCUCGCAGUAACUCCGAGUCGGUCGCCGUUGCAACAGCCUUUACUGAAUGUCUGCAAUACAUUAUCAAUAAACACAUUUCAGACGUUCACCUGUGCAAGACCCUUAUUAAGUUUCAAGUCCUGGAACUGCUUGAAUGGACUCUUUUAUCACGGAAAAUUUAUGGCAGGCCCAUAUUUAUUGCGAUCUCGUGCUUCGCGCAAUAUUUGGGGCAACGUGCCUAUUCCGAGCCUUACCAAGUUUUUUUGGAUUUUUUCUUUGAAAACUUAAAAGACAGUUUUUCAAAAUUACUUAGGCAGGAGUAUUAUGAAGAGAGACGUUUAGAGGUGUCCGAGAGGCAAGUAGACUUUCUGUAUUGUGUGAAACAAAUCAAACACAAAAAGAAAAACAGGAAAUUAAAGUUUGACGAUGACGACAAGAGCAAAAAAAACGAGGAUAAUGAUAAAGAAGAAUUGGCCAUGGACAAUAAAGAGAUGUAUUUGGCCAGAUUGAACAGGCUGAUUGUGGAAAUUUGCAACAAUUACGUGGAUUACAUUGAGGAACAUCGAUCCAGAGGAAUACUAGAAGAGUUGUGUCGUAUCAUCGACUAUUACAACAGCGAACAGUUCUUCGAAGGUUUGCUGGAAAAUAUGAAAAAAUCGAAGGGCGACGCUUGCUUCAUGGACAUUUACGAAAACCUGUUCAAGAAAUGGCUGAAUUCUCCUGGUAAAAUUCAUUGCGAUACCCUCGUCGACUUGAUUUAUAUGCUGUUCCCGGCGCUGAGCCGCCAAGAUCGACAAAAAGUUCUUCAAGAUUUUCUGCAGUUGGCAAACGAAAGACCUCAAAUGCUGGAAUGGUGUUUGUCCGGAGCGCUUUCUCAUCCUCAAAUUGAGCUUCCGGAAGUGAGAGAAUGGGUGCACGAGGAAAAAAUCGGCCAAUUGGUUCUUUCCAUUGCCGACAAACGCCUUAAAGGCGAAUGCCCUCCAGAAUUAGCCAACGUUUUCUCAUUGGCCUUCACCGAGGAUAAAAAUGGAGAGGUCUUUAUGAAAAACGAGGUGACCAGCCAGAUAAUCGAGAAAAUCUGCGCGAUCCUACCAGAACAAAUCGACGAAAUUCCGAAUCUGGAUUCUUGCUGUAGCGUGGCGGCGCAAUUUUGCAGCGUCGUCUACACCGACUCGCUGUUGCUGACGUACGGCGAUCAGCUGUUGCUGACCGUGCUGAAGCUGUGCCUUAAAAUGCCGAAGGAAACCGAACGCCUAUCGUCGGAAACUGUAGAAGAGUGUAAAUCAGCCUGGAGGGAUUCCCUAGCCACCAUCUUGCGCGCUUCCUAUUUGUCCAAAGAUGCUAAAUUUGAAUUGUUGGAUAAAAUGGCGCACAUCGUGGAAGAGGAGUUCUUAAGUGCCGAUUUAGGUGACGCCUCGCCUGACCACGGCCACUGUGGACACUUGGAACGUAUACUGUUAACGAUUAUAGACCUGCUCAAGGCGACCUACGCCGGUUUUCCUCUUUGCAUGACCGCUGUUGUCGACGUUAUAUUCAAUAGGAAGAAGUUGCUGGAAUAUGGCGAAGGCGCCAGGAUGCUUUGUCAGGUGAUGGAAUACGUGAACGGUACCUUGUGUUGCCCGGGCGACGAGCUGAAAGCGAACGAUUCCCUCAGCGAGCACGACAUCUACCGCUCCUUCCUUUGGACCUAUUUCAAACACUACGCCCUCAGCACCGACAUUUUCGACGAGUCCGACGAAGAUGACGAUAAUAGUUCGGACACAGAAUCGCCAACGGUGGCCAAGCUGUUCGUUAACGCGCUGGACCGUCCCAGCGACGCCCUGGUGGAAGUUAUGCGCGACUGCGCCGCGGGAGAAGUGAUUUUGAGGCGCCUCAACACCAUGCUCUACCUGGACGAGGUCGCCAUCUACCACGAUUGGCUGCAGGAGAGGGCGGUGCGCAUCGGCAACGCUGUCGAUGCCCAGUUCCACCAGAAAAUUCAACAGGCGUUCGAGCAUCAGCGACCGUGGAUGCUGCUGGCCGGCACUUACGAGGAAAGCGUGGCCGAAUUCGUCAUGGACAAGCGAAAGGACGGCAGAAUUUGGAUGUUUUUCGAAUUGGGACACGCCGAAGAAACGCUCAAAAACGAACCGGAAAAAGUUGGGGUAGUGUUUGAUUUAAUGAAAGCGGUAAAGGAGGAAAACGAGUCGGAAUUUUUCUAUAACGAUGCAAGUGCAAUUUCGUGCGAAAAAUCCGAGUUGAUCGUUCAAAUAAUCCGAUUUUGUUCGCAAGUUAUCCAAUAUGGCGAUCUCAGCGAUGACCAGUGGGAUUUCGUUGUGCUUAGCUUAAUACCUUGGAGCGCCAAUUGCUACAGGGCCAAACAUUUACUGAAGAAUUUUCAGUAUCAGGCCUUCCUGGUGGCAGUAUCCAACUUAUUCACAAGUGUGAGCCGUGCAAUUUCAAAAUUCAAAUUUGAAAACACUCACGAGCACCACGUCAACGAAUGGGAGGAGGUGCUACUUGAAAGCAUUCACACGGACAUGCUUCAAACUUGGCUCAUUUUGGCCUAUGAUUUUACGAACGUGGUGGCCAAUUGUCUGUUCUACGUCGGACUGAUGCAGCAGUUCGGCAAAAUGACGGAAGGGUUCGAGUGCGAGCUGCUCUUCAGGCCGAACGAGAACGGGCCGAAGUGGACGAGCGUGGCCGGCAGGGCCCGCGACCUGGUGCGCUGUUCCCACCCGCUUCUCCAGCUGUGGGGCUACCGCAUGCUGCUGGUCCUGGUGCCGGGCAUCGUCCGCCAGGAGGAGCUGGCGCUGGAAAGAGCCGCCGCCCCCCUCGCUUCGCCAUACUUCAAGAAAUUCAAGGCCGACUCGCAAGCGUUCGACUCGGACGUUGCAAGGGCCAUCUCGCAAUACGGAAGCGACCCAAACAAAAACUGUACAAUUCCGCUGGCUUCAAACGAGUUUGGUUCGACAAUGGCUUAUCUGAUGUUAUGGGACUUGAUGAUUAAAAUGUUCGAGGCCGCGUCCAAGGAUCUCAAAUUCUAUUUCGUCGAAACGUUGAAGGAGCAGGAUUACCUGAGCGUGGUGUUGAACCGUUUGCUCGGUUUGAUGGCGCUGGAAGUGCUGCCGCCCUACAGCGCCAGAUCGACCGUCCACGCGAAAUACUUCGAAGCCACGCAACUGGCCGUCGUCCGCAGCCACACCGUCAACAGGGCCGCCUGCUACGCGUUCCGGUGUGCGCUGCAGCACGUGCCAGCCCUGGCCAGGCAGUGGUGGGCUGGGCUGGACUCGGCAACGUCGCACAUGGUCGGCAAGCUCACCGCCAUGUACGUGUCGCCGAUACUCGCCGCCGAAGAACUGGAGGACGUGGCAAGUCACCAGAACAACUUCAAAAAUAUGACGAUUAAAGUACUGCCGAGCGUAAGAGAGAUCUUGGCCGUCUAUAGCGUGGACGAGACCCAAAUGGAACUCGCCAUAACCUUACCGCUCAAUUAUCCUUUGGGAACCCCCUACAUCCAGUGCAACAAGCAGAUCAGCGGUACCGCCCAUAAGCAGUGGCUCUUGCAGUUUAAGAAAAGCGUUAUACAUCAGAACGGCAAAAUUUGGGACGGUUUAUUUAUGUGGAACAAUCAGCUAGAUAAGAAGUUCGAUGGCGUGGAGGAGUGCUAUAUUUGCUAUGCCGUGUUGCAUCCUGGUACUUACCAAUUACCCAGAUUGUCUUGCCAAACUUGCAAGAAGAAGUUUCAUUCAGUGUGUCUGUACAAAUGGUUUAGCACAAGCAACAAGAGUACCUGUCCGAUAUGCAGAAAUUUAUUUUAGAAAUCAAAUUAUAUUUUUAUCCUCGUAUCCUAUUAAUAAAAUUAUUUUAUUUUUUUGUUGAUAAAAAAACAUGAUGAAUACAUGUAUUAUUUGUACAUACAUUGAAAUCCCUAAUUAAACAAAUAGUAAGUUUAUCCAUAAAAUUAAAAAUAUGUACUUUUGCUUUAGUCUUAAUUUCCCUUAGGAAUUUUCAGUUUUUAUAUAAUAGUUAUGCAAUCAAACAUACACAAAAGAUUUAUUUUUUAUUCCACUCCGCAGGUGUUCACGUAUAAUUUAGUUUUUUUUAACUCGAUAAAAAUGAAACAUAAAAUAACUCGGAAGUAAUAAUGAAGAGUAAUGGAUUUGAAUAGUACAAAGAGUAAACUAGUCUAAUCGCUGUAGUUCUAGAUCUAGUUGCUUGCAAUCUUCCAGAAUAAAAUGCCAGAGAUGUGCCCUUCUUCUACGUACAUCCCUUCGAGGAUUCCCUAGGAACAGUUGGGAUGAUGAUCAGCUUUCAUACCGGUCAUUUGGCAUUCUGUCCCUCCACUCUCUUCUCCUGUUCCUUUGGCUAGGUUAGCUUGGGAAUGGUGAUCUAUGACAUUCCCAAUGUAAAAAUUCUGAGCUAUCUCUGACGCCGGUUUUUUUUCGAUCGGACCGUAAUUCUUUAAAGAAAAAAGUACGAUCUUUUUUACAAAUAAGUGGAAAAAAGUUUUUAUUGAUGAUUGAAAUAGUUAUGAAGUUGGUUCAAAUCUACCCUGUGGUUUUUUCUUUUUUUUUAUUUAAAUAAUGACUUUUAACACAUUCUUAUAGCCUCGUCUAUACAUAACUACUUAGGUAAACUACGGUAUAAUCGAAAAAAGAAACGGCGUCAAAUUGGCUUGGAAAUGAAGAUCAAUGACAUUCUCCAUAUAAAAGUUCCUAGCCCGCUACGACGCCGAUUUUUUUCGGAUCCGAGGGUACUUUCUUUAAAUGAAGAAAAUGUCAUCAACAUAUAAUCUUUUUCCAUUGCAAACGAAUAUUAAACAAAGAUUGGUUUGAUUGAAAUAGUUUUAAAUUUGGUUGAAGCUACUCAUAGAUUUUCCCUUUUUUUAGCUGUAAGUCCUGAUGCAUUGUUCAUAAUAUUCAUGGAAACGAUAAAAUGUACUGCCCUGGAACUAAAAACAGUAAUAAAUUUGACUUUCUAUAGCUAGUGUUUUGUAUUGAAAAUACAAGUCAUAUUUACAGCAUAUAUUUAGUCGAUACGGGUCUGUUUUUGGCUACUCAAUAGUCCCAUUGUUUCACAUUAAGAUAUAUUGUUGCUAAAAUUUAGUUUUAUACAAGUACAAAUUCAAUCUAUACGGGGCGUACAAUAAUAAUUCGACUACCCUGUAAGCACAGCUGUAAGCAAUCAUACCAAAUGCAGAAACAAAUAGGUAUGUAAUGAAUUAUUAUAAAAAAACAACGAUAAGAUUGAUCAAUCUCUUGAUUUUUUUUCAUGUUGCUUUUUUAUGGAGAAAAUAAAAAAAAUAUUAAUAGCAAAUGGCAGAGGGACAUAGUAGCUUUAAUGCAUUUAAAUAUAUAAUUACAUACCAGUCUGUUUUUUAAAAAGAUAUAAACACAUGUAACCAUAAAGUCACAACUUCGAAGCACGAUACACUCACUUCGAAGGAUUAUGGGUAGUCCCGAAAAAGAAAUUAGAAAUUCGCUUUCGAUUGUGAUCUCAAAUCUGUGAUCUCAAAGAUGCAGGUUGUAAAAGGAUUCAGGCAAAUACAAAACCUUUAAAAAAUA